Messenger RNA from Owenia fusiformis, 739 nucleotides. NCBI's taxonomy places the organism in Eukaryota, Metazoa, Annelida, Polychaeta, Sabellida, Oweniidae. The record is from the annotation of a GenBank genome assembly.
AUGGAAGGCUCUACAUGGAAACUCGCCGUCUUUGCCCUGUUCGUUAUAGGAUCCGUCGCUGGAGCUUGUUAUGACAAAAGUCCUUCCUGUUUUCCUGCCAAGAGGGUUAACCGUCUGAACUGUAGACUUCCUAGUACGAAACAAGCUUGCAUGAAGUCAUGCAAUACUUGCGUCAAUGGGGGGACUGAUUGUGAGGACGAGAGACGUGACUGUAAAUCCAAGAAAUAUAGAGGUAUGAGCUGUAGAUCUCUUUUUGCGAAACGAUUUUGCAAGAAGACAUGCAACAUUUGCGGCGAUGGUGGGACUGUUGCAGAUUGUGAGGACGAGAGACGUGACUGUAAAUCCAAGAAAUAUAGACAUAUGAGCUGUAGAUCUACUUUUGCGAAACGAUUUUGCAAGAAGACAUGCAACAUUUGCGGCAAUGGCAGGACUGCUUGUUAUGACAAAAGUCCUUCCUGUCUUCUUGAAAAGAGGGUUAACCGUCUGAACUGUAGACUUUCUAGAACGAAACAAGCUUGCAUGAAGUCAUGCAAUACUUGCGUCAAUGGGGGGACUGGAUAAGUGUAGACGCGAUGACUAGUGUUUUUCCGACCUGGACAUAAAAAAAUGGUGCUUCGAAACGAAUCCUGAUAUUCAAUGACAACCCAAGCCUUCAACUGAUUGCCUUCAUAAUACGAUAGAACUGAUUUUGAUAUGUAAAUUCAAUUAAAAUGUUCCAAUAAAAACCUUUCAUCUUGAA